Tripterygium wilfordii is the source of this 1970-nucleotide messenger RNA. Its product is annotated as splicing factor ESS-2 homolog. Bases 201 to 1718 code for a protein of 505 amino acids. NCBI's taxonomy places the organism in Eukaryota, Viridiplantae, Streptophyta, Magnoliopsida, Celastrales, Celastraceae. Gene Ontology annotation, cellular component: catalytic step 2 spliceosome. The record is from RefSeq and is a predicted model, not a curated record. The transcript has a single exon.
CUUCUCUGGCUUCCGAUCGAGGCUAGAUUUUACCUUCCAAGUUUUCAACAACACGGCCUCAAAUCCUACAUCAAACCCUAGCUUCAAUACUACUCACAACUUUGGUCUUUCAGAGACGGGAAUUCUAGAUUCCCUUUCAAUAAUUCAAUCUUCUCGUCUCCUUUAGUCUUUCUUAUUGUAACCCUAACCCUAAUUACGCGAUGCUUCUCUCUCCUGGCCAUUCACCCCGCCACCUCUCAUCACCGUCACCGUCUUCUUAUUCUUUUCCCAACAAUGCCCUCUCGAAUGAUUACUCUUCAGUUACACCCACAAACCAUAAAAAGAAGGCGACGGUGCUGGAUGAGGACACAUACGUUGCGGCAAUCGAGAAGAUUGUCGAGCGCGACUUCUUCCCUGACAUAUCGAAGCUCAGGGACCGGCUCGACUGGUUAGAGGCAGUGAAAACGGGUGAUCCGAUGCAGAUUCGGGAUGCGCAGUUGAAGAUCAUUGAGCGUCGUGGCAAGAAGGUAAAUGAUCUUAACCCUGGGGGUCGGACACAAUCACAUACCCCCGGUUCUACUUUUAUGAGAAAUUUCACCCCUUUUGAUGAAUUCGGUAAAACCCCAAGAACCCCGGGUGUUCCGAAUAGUGAAACAUCUGGUGGUGUAGAUUCUGGUGACGGUUCUGAUGGUAUAGAGACUGCAUUGUCGCUUGAUGAGUUCUUUAGAAGAUAUACAAGUGAAGAUAACGAGAGUUUUUCGAAAAUUAUAGAGAAGGUGAAUAGGAAGAGGAAGGAGAGAUAUGAGUAUCUGACGGAGGGUGAAAAGGAGGAUGUUAAAUUGCUUGAAGAUGUGAAGAGAGAUCGAAUUACUGAUGGCUAUGGCACGUCAUAUCAGCCGCCGAGUACUUUGGAAGGGUGGAAGUACACAGCAAAGAACUUGUUGAUGUGCCAUCCUUUUGAUCUUGGUGAGGCCCCAUUGACUGAGGAGGAACGUGCUGUAAGAUUGAAAAGUUUAACCAAAGAAAUCAAUCGAACAAACACGCACUUUCAUGGUAAAAUUCUGGACAAUGGGCCUAAAGAUGAUGGCACAGUUGAAGUGCUUUAUAAUCCAGUUGUUGGUGCAACUCCCUUCCCUGUUUACAGAGAUGGGGAUAAGGCUAAGAAGUAUGAUUUGGACGAUUUGAGGAAGACACCCAACCAAUUUUAUUUGGAAUCAGGGAAGAAAGCAGAAAAUGGGUAUAGUUUUGUUAGAACACCAUCUCCUGCUCCUGGUGUUGAUGUAUCCCCAUUUAUCACUUGGGGAGAAAUUGAAGGGACGCCAUUGAGGUUGGAUACUGAGGAUACACCUAUUGAUAUUGGUGGUAGUGUUGAUGGGCCACAUUUUAAAAUUCCGUAUCCACCUGCGAGAGAUGUGAAGGCUCACUCCUUAUCAAGGGAUGCUGCACGAAAGUCGAGGGAAAGGUCGAAAAUGUUUCAGAAACCACCAUUGCCCUCACCUCUUAGAGGGGGGAGUGCUAGUCCAAGCAGACAAACUUUUUCUCCUGCUGCCCAGAAGUUCAUGAGGAAUGCGAUUGCAAAAUCAUCGUCUUCUAUUGAUGAAACUCUUCGUGCCACUUACCGAGGUGCAAGUCCUGGCUCUAGUACCCCAAAGAGUUUGAGGAGUUUGUCAAGGUUUGGAAGGGAUGGAAGUAUGGUUUCCAGGUCACCAUCUGUAAGAGAGGGUUCUAACCCUUGCUAAAAUAAAUUCUCUGCCAUAUGCUCUGUAUAAUUAGACCAUAGUUUUGUAUUUCUUAUGUUGGCACUCAAUGAAACCUUUUUUUGUGCGAAAUACAUGUAUAGAUUUUUCUGGUUUCACUGUCAUUACUGUUAUGAGUUUAGUGGUAAUGGGCCAUUUAUAAAAUUUUCGUGAUGAUUAUCUAUGCCCAUUUAAUAGAGCCUUUUCUUUUGUAUUUGUUUGGAUUUAGUGUUGGAAGAAUUGAUCUUUUGUUUU